Molecule: messenger RNA, 1629 nt
Organism: Paraphaeosphaeria sporulosa
Lineage: Eukaryota; Fungi; Ascomycota; Dothideomycetes; Pleosporales; Didymosphaeriaceae
Product: HSP20-like chaperone
Exons: 1
Coding region: 283-1185 (300 amino acids)
Biological process (GO): response to heat; protein complex oligomerization; response to salt stress
Source: RefSeq, a predicted model, not a curated record
ACCACGAACAUCGCAGAGCCGCCUCCACGCUUCGAGCAUGCUCCAUGGCCCGUACGAAUCCAGCGAUUUCUCAUCCUCGCCCACGCAAGCUGCUGCUGCCUCGAGUCGUCACCAUGUCUAUAAAAGCGAGCUCUAUGCUCCCCAGAUCGAGCAUCAUCAGAUUCUCAGAUCAACACUUCAGAUCUACAACAUCUCGCGCCUCUCUUGAGCCUCUUUGAGUUCACCCCGGAAACGAUUUCGUCGAUCAUCUUCAUCGCAACUUCCCCUAAGAAAUCUCCAUCAAUGGCUUUCUUCCUCACCCCACAGUUCGCACCCGCGUACACGGCGCCGCAAUGCAACCCAUGGGCCUGCGCUCCCCGACCACAACAGUCCUAUCGCCGAGUCGUGCGCCCCUCCUUCCCUUCGUUCGCACCAUUCCUCAGCGAGGUCGACGAGAUUAUUACCGCACUCGAUCAAGAGGCUCGACGCGAAGCAGCCCGUCGCGAAGCACACCGCCAGCGCCAGCAGCGCAAGCGCAUCGUACGCGCGCACUUCAACGUGCAUGAGCACCAGGGAGGAUACCAAGUCGACGCCGAGAUUCCCGGGUUCGAGCAGGAGCACAUCGAAAUCGAAGUGACGGACGACAACACCCUGAGGCUUUCGGGCAAUACCGAGAGGAAGGCCGAGCCCCAGCCACAGUCACAGUCCACCGAGACUGCGACCGAGACACUCGCGAUCGAGACUGAGCCUCACAAUGAGGUUAUGGAUGGCGUAACCCUCAACGAACCUGAGCAAGCCACUGCAUCUGGUGCCGCUACUCCCACCCAUUCCGACACCGAGUCGCAUAAGUCCUACCAAGCUACCGUGGAAGACGAUUUCGAAGAUCUUGGCGCGGAAACUUCAUCUACUAUCUCUGCCCACACCGACUCCGAAGCACCCAAGGAGUCCAAGGGCAAGGAGAAGGCUGUCGAGGAACCCGCAACCGCCAACACCGAGACCGCUGUCCAGCAGCAGCCUCAGCCCGAAGAACCAGCAGAAAAACAACAGCGAGAAGAAUGGCAGUUUCACGGCUCCUUCGAGCGAACCUUCCGCUUCCCGGAGAGGAUUGAUGCUGCCAAUGUGACAGCCAGCCUUAGGAACGGGCUUCUCAGCAUCAACGUUCCCAAGGCGAAGGCUCCUGAGGUCAGGAGAAUAUUGAUCCAGUAGUUGAACGAGUAUCCGUUGAUGAAGAUGGAGGAUGGAAUGCUUGCAGCAGUAAUGGUCAGAUCGAAUGGAUGAACUUGUACGAUACUUAGAUAUCGGUGAUGAAUCAUGACUUUAAAUACAAUCUCAAACCCUGCCUCCGAGUCUACGUGAUGUUUCUUUCCCUCGUGUGAGCUUUUAAUUUCAAACAUGUUGGCAGCCUAAACUCAUACGACGUGACUAGUAAGUCCUUCUACUUUACCUACCAUACGUACACUUCGGAAGGGAGCAUUGGUGCGUAUUCAUUGUUUGUGGCAUCGCCAGACAAAGUUGGAAGUUCCGGUAUGCUGGAGAUACAUCAAAUGAUGUGUUGUGACGGUGGUCAUGCCGUGGAGGCUAAAGUAGCGUAAUAAGCGUUGUUCGAACAAUCACACGCACUAACUUAGUCCGGGUCUUGAGAAUACUGUA